GGAACAAUUAGGGUCUUAGAUUCAGCUCGUAGCCUUCUUCAAGACUCUAGUUUCUAGUGAUGUUCCUUGAUCUCUGCGUCAUACCUUGAGAGCUCUUUUUCUGCAUUAAAGAUACAGAGAAGGAGCGGGAGCAGCAGAGGAAGUGACGAGGACCAGAGGGGCAGCCGGGAAGGAAAGCAGUGACCAUAUAUAUCAGCAAGGCGGCUAAACCCGAGACUCUACAACCGUAGAGUCUCCCACCCGCCCUCCUCCUCUAACCUAGUUAAUAAGGAUUUGGCGAAAAAAAAUUAACGUAUCAACAAUGAAUAAUACAACAUCCUUAACAGGGACAUUCACAAGCAACAACUUCACAUCCAAUGGCUCAUUUCACUGCAGUCCAUCCGGAUCCACUUAUAAUGCAGCUUUAAUAGCAAUUUACACCAUCGUGCUCGUGGGAGGUUCUACUGGAGCCCUCAUCAUGACUUGGAAAAUAAAAACAGACAGUAAAUCUGUGACAUCCACUGCCGUUGUAAAUCUUAUACUGAUGCACACAUUCUUUCUCCUGACUGUGCCUUUCCGUAUCUCUUAUUAUGUUCUCAAUGAGUGGAAAUUUGGUGAAAUAUUUUGUAAACUGGUGAGUGCAAUGAUUCAUGCUCACAUGUACCUGUGCUUCAUGUUCUAUGUGGCCAUAAUUGUCAUAAGGAUGAUCAGUUUCUUUCGAGAAAAGAAGACAGUGGAUUUUUACCAACCUUGGCAUGCAGUUGCUGUGAGCCUAGUUGUCUGGGUAUUGGUGUUUCUUGCUGUUUUCCCACUGUUUCUAACGUAUUUUGACAGCUCUCAAAAGGAUGGCAAAUGUUUUCAAUUCACAGUUACAACUACAUCAUCUUAUGUGAAGGUUGUGAACUGUCUUGCAGUUAUCACUGUGUUAACAACUUUUGGUGUUUUACUUGCCAUCCAGAUGGGCAUAAUAGCACAACUGAUGAUCCGUUACCAAAAUAAUCUUCUUAAUCAGCAAGAAUUUGGAGCUCAAACAAAGACACUGUUAUUUAUAUUAAUUAUGAUUUGUUUCGUUCCUUACCUCGCAUUCAGGCCGUUUUAUAUAAGCCAACUGCAAUGUUCAUUGAUUUUAAGUAUUACGAAUGAAAUAUUAUUAGCUGUGACAUCAAUAAGCUGUUUUGAUGUGCUUGCCUUCCUAGUGGCUUCCCGCUGAGAAAUCAGCCAUUUUUGAUUUUAAAUUUGUGCUGAUAUCAAUUUUCAUGCAUAAUAUAAGCACCAUUCAAGUUUCCAAUCUGUUGCAAUUGUACUUGCUAUAAGUUAUAUAUCAUACACAGGCCACUGUUACCUGCAAGCACAAAGAUCAUGUG
Messenger RNA from Stegostoma tigrinum, 1343 nucleotides. RefSeq names its product probable G-protein coupled receptor 141. Bases 302 to 1189 code for a protein of 295 amino acids. The transcript is spliced from 3 exons. Gene Ontology annotation, cellular component: membrane. Gene Ontology annotation, molecular function: G protein-coupled receptor activity; oxysterol binding. The record is from RefSeq and is a predicted model, not a curated record. Lineage: Eukaryota; Metazoa; Chordata; Chondrichthyes; Orectolobiformes; Stegostomatidae. Gene Ontology annotation, biological process: G protein-coupled receptor signaling pathway.